Lampris incognitus (smalleye Pacific opah) is the source of this 2617-nucleotide messenger RNA. It is a transcript of the gene dync1i1a, whose product is annotated as cytoplasmic dynein 1 intermediate chain 1. Lineage: Eukaryota; Metazoa; Chordata; Actinopteri; Lampriformes; Lampridae. The record is from RefSeq and is a predicted model, not a curated record. Gene Ontology annotation, molecular function: dynein heavy chain binding; dynein light chain binding. The transcript has 18 exons. Gene Ontology annotation, cellular component: cytoplasmic dynein complex. Bases 1 to 1890 code for a protein of 629 amino acids. Gene Ontology annotation, biological process: transport along microtubule.
AUGUCAGACAAAAGUGACCUAAAAGCUGAGCUAGAGCGCAAGAAGCAGCGCCUAGCCCAGAUCAGGGAGGAGAAAAAAAGAAAGGAGGAGGAAAGGAAGAAGAAAGAGGCUGAGAGCCAGCAGAAGACAGAAGCUGCCCCAGAGGAUUCAGAUCUGGACCGCAAGCGCAGGGAGACCGAGGCCCUGCUACAGAGCAUUGGCAUCUCCCCCGAGCCCCCACUAGUCCCGACCCCAAUGUCCCCCUCCAAAUCAGUGAGCACGCCCAGCGAGACGGGGAGCCAGGACUCAGCCGACGGUGGAGCGGUGGGCAGGACACUGCAGUGGGACACUGACCCCUCUGUGCUUCAGCUGCAGGCCGACUCUGAGCUUGGGCGUAGGAUGCACAGGCUGGGAGCCUCAAAGAUCACCCAGGUAGACUUCCUCCCCAGAGAGCUGGUCUCUUACAGCAAGGAGACCCAGACGCCGCUCACGGCACACCUGUCUGAAGCAGAGGAGGAGGAGGAAGAUGAGGAAAUGGCGGAGGUGAAACAAGGCCGGAAGAGAGAGAGAGAGAGAGGAGAGAGAGAGAGAGAGACAGAGAGAGCAGUGCUGCGGGAGCUGACGGAGGAGGAGCGGCAGCAGAUCCUGCACUCCUCCGAGUUUCAGAGCUUCUUCGACUGCAGCAUCCGGGUGAUGGAGCGCGCCUUGGCCGAGGACGGCGACAUCUUCUUCGACUACAGCGGCCGCGACCUGGAGGACAAGGAAGGUAUUCUUCAGGGCGGAUCAAGUCUGUCCUUUAGCAGGUUGUUCUAUGAUGAACACUGGUCCAAACACCGCGUUAUCACCUGCCUCGACUGGUCCCCUCAGUACCCGGAGUUGCUGGUUGCCUCUUAUAACAAUAAUGAAGAUGCUCCUCAUGAGCCAGACGGCGUCGCCCUGGUGUGGAACAUCAAGUUUAAGAAGACCACGCCAGAGUACAUCUUUCACUGCCAGUCUCCAGUUGUGUCGGUGGGUUUUGCCAGAUUUCAUCCCAACCUGGUGGUGGGCGGCACCUACUCGGGGCAGAUUGUCCUGUGGGACAACCGCAGUCACCGCCGGACCCCCGUCCAGAGGACCCCCCUGUCCGCCGCCGCACACACUCACCCGGUAUACUGCGUGAACGUGGUGGGCACCCAGAAUGCCAACAACCUGAUCACCGUCUCCACAGACGGGCGGAUGUGUUCCUGGAGUCUGGAUAUGCUCUCCCAGCCGCAGGAGAGCAUGGAGCUGGUUUACAACAAAUCCAAACCGGUGGCAGUGACAGGCAUGGCCUUCCCCACGGGGGACGUCAAUAACUACGUGGUGGGGAGUGAGGAGGGCACUGUGUACACGGCAUCCAGACAUGGCAGUAAGGCGGGUAUCUGUGAGAUGUUCGAGGGCCACCAGGGACCGGUGACGGGCAUCAGCUGUCACAGCGCUGUGGGCCCCGUCGACUUCUCCCACCUCUUCAUCACCUCCUCCUUCGACUGGACUGUCAAACUCUGGAGCACCAAGCACAACAAGCCUCUGUACUCCUUUGAGGACAACGCUGACUAUGUCUAUGAUGUCAUGUGGUCCCCUGUGCACCCUGCACUCUUUGCUGCCGUGGACGGCAUGGGACGCCUGGAUCUGUGGAACCUAAACAACGAUACUGAGGUGCCUACUGCAAGUGUGACCAUUGAGGGGGCGUCGGCCCUUAACAGGGUCCGCUGGUCGUCGGGGGGGAAGGAGGUGGCCGUGGGUGACUCGGAGGGUCGUGUCUGGAUCUACGAUGCUGGAGAGUUGUCGGUGCCCCACAGCGAUGACUGGGGCCGCUUCGCCCGCACGCUUAUGGAGUUCCGCGCUAACCGGCCGGACGGUGAGGAGGAGGGGCCUGUGGAGCUGGCUUCAUAGGAUUGUCCAGACCACCAUCUGAAGGGGGUAUAUCACUGUGGGGUCGUGCCCAGUCAGUGGCCUGACACUCUUUAAUUGCUGUUACUGUAGCAUGAUGUUCUCAACCUCCCUCAGUUUAAAUUCUCUUUUUCCCCCCACUAUGUACUUAAACAGUCUUGUCCCGACAAGGACAUGCUUUCCUUUACUGUACUUUUGCAUUUACUAUCCUGUACAUGCAACCCUUUGGUUAAUGGCCAAACUGUUGACUUCCUCAUAAUCGUCCACUUUUAUUUAUUUGCUCAGUUACAUGAGGUGAUGUGUUGCUUGACACUUGUGAGCCAGUAUGAAACGUGGCAGUCUUAUUGCCUUAUGAUGCUGUGUACUGUAACAUUGCAUUGCACUACCACUAAAAAAGGCAGGGUCCAUAGUAUAGCACUGUUCUGUUUACACUAAGUCAUGUUCUGUUGGUUUUGUGCAGUUUUUUUUUCUGUAUUAUGCCUGCAUGCAACACGUUUAUGGAAAUUACAUGAAAUCAAUAUGGCAACAUUAUACAUAGUGGAGCUUGAUAUCAACAUUAAAAGGCCAUUCGCUGUCACAAAUGAAAUCAAAUGGAAGAGUCUAGCACUUUGUUUAAUGUUUUCAGGCUUAGAAAGCUACUUCUGUAUAUUAUUUCAUGAACUGUAAUGAAUAAGAUGUAAACUGUAAUACAAAGUGCUUGAUGUUUAACUUGCUAUGUUCACCAUUAAAG